CGGGCGGAAGUCGGGAGGUUCGGUGCUCCGAAGACGCUGGCUUGUGACACAGAGGCGGGAGAAGGAAGGCCUGCUGGAAGGUUGCCUCUCCAUCCCUUCGGUCCCGAGAACCCUUGGGAAAAAAAACAACACCCGGUCCGCGGCAAGCCCCUUCCCCCAGGCUCUCUCCGCUCGAUUUCGCCACCGUUAUGUGGGAAGCGAAUCCGGAGAUGUUUCAUAAAGCCGAAGAAUUCCUACCCAAAACAGCAGGUGGUGAGAUGGACGAGAUGGACACAUCAGAUACCCAGUGGGGCUGGUUUUACUUGGCAGAAUGUGGAAAGUGGCACAUGUUUCAGCCGGAUACCAACAUUCAGUGUUCAGUUAGCAGUGAAGAUAUCGAACAAAGCUUCAAAACAAAUCCUUGUGGCUCCAUUUCUUUUACUACUUCCAAAUUCAGCUACAAGAUAGACUUUGCAGAAAUGAAGCAAGUGAAUCUCACUACUGGAAAACAGCGCUUAAUAAAAAGAGCCCCCUUUUCUAUCAGUGCUUUCAGUUAUAUCUGUGAAAAUGAGUCUAUCCCCAUGCCACCACAUUGGGAGAAUGUGAAUACUGACGUGCCCUAUCAGCUUGUUCCUUUGCACAAUCAAACACAUGAAUAUAAUGAAGUCGCUAGUCUCUUUGGGAAAACAAUGGAUCGCAACAGAAUUAAAAGAAUCCAGAGAAUUCAAAACCUAGACUUGUGGGAGUUCUUUUGCAGGAAAAAGGCUCAGCUCAAAAAAAAAAGCGGUGUGCCUCAGAUUAAUGAACAAAUGCUAUUUCAUGGUACCAGCAGUGAAUUUGUGGAAGCAAUUUGCAUUCAUAACUUUGAUUGGAGGAUAAACGGUAUACAUGGUGCUAUCUUUGGAAAAGGAACCUAUUUUGCUAGAGAUGCUGCUUACUCCAGUCGCUUCUGCAAAGAUGACAUAAAACAUGGAAACACCUUCCAAAUUCAUGGUGUAAGCCUGCAAAACCGACAUCUAUUUAGAACAUAUAAGUCUAUGUUUCUUGCUCGAGUGCUGAUUGGAGAUUAUAUAAAUGGAGACUCCAAAUACAUGCGACCUCCUUCCAAAGAUGGUAGCUAUGUGAAUUUGUAUGACAGCUGUGUGGACGACACCUGGAAUCCAAAGAUCUUUGUGGUGUUUGAUGCCAACCAGAUCUAUCCUGAGUACUUAAUAGACUUUCAUUGAUCCGACUCACAAAUCUCAGUGGUCAAGGAAGUUUAUUCUUUCUAGCAGGAAGAUUUGCUCUCUUGUCAUCUAGCCACUAAUGUUAAUUAUCUGACACUUUUGAAACAGAUAUGAAAAAAAAGUGGACUCCAUAUAAAAAGACAUACUGACUUUAAGAUUGGUUUUAUUGUUGUUUUGUUUCUGCUAGUUGUUCACCAUCUUGUUUGUUAAAGAUGGACACCAUUGCCAUUUUAACACCUCGCGGUAAAAGAUACCACUCAAAAAUGAAUCAGCGGAGUCUCAGUUAGCAUGGUCAUGUAGAGUUUUUAAAGUUUCUGUGUGUGUUACUAGGGUGAACGUUUUCAGUUGAGAUAGACUUAUACCUAUAUAUAUGUCCAGAAAAUAAAUUAUAGACAUAAACUUGUUCCUUCAGAGGAACUGAACCUUUGUAAAAUUGAAUUCUGAUGUUACUGUCCACCAAUCGACAUGUUGCUUUGUUGGUCUUCUGAAACCCUGAAGCAGCCUGAGUGUUCUUGAGAGAAGUAGGAAAUAAGAAAAUUAUCUGCAGUCCUGCCAGACAAGCCGGAAGGAGAAAAUCAAGGCAGAGUGCCCUGCUUCUGACUGCCCGGAUAGCAGGCUGCGUCUCAGAUUGCUCCUGUCCCUCUGCUGUCUCCUGCGUCCGAACCGACAAACUCCACAGCUGUCAUUAGCCUGCAGUUCGUCCACUGAAGUUCUGGAUUUCUUGUACUGAGACUUGCUGCACAAGGUGUUCAUUGCAGCUUUAAAGCAAAACUUUUAUUUAUUAUUUAAAGCACAUCUUCCUUUUGUUUUGGGGUUCUUACAAUGAUUACUUCUAAGAUAUUUUUAUCUGCUUCCCCAUCACCACACACACACACACACACACACACACACACACACAGCUAUUCAACAGGGAUUUAUAAAAUUCACUUCGGAAUUUAUUUCCCCUUUUUGAAUCAUUGGAUGCGUGGAAGAAAUCUGGUUUAUUCCUUUCAGUAGCAAUUGACAAUCUGCUAACUCUCUUGAAAAGUUAGACAAAAUUCAUCAUCAUGUUUAAUGGAAGUUUGUUUCCCUGUUCUUUCUGUUUUGCUGUCCGAUUCUUGAAGUAAUGUUGCAACAGCUUCCUGCCCUAAAGGUAUUCAGGCAGACGCCAGACAACUGCAGUAGACAGUGUAAGAAAGAACUAUUUGAGAAUUUACUGUUAACUCUCCUUUUAUAAGAAAGCCAAUUGAGAUCAUUUUUAAUGUGACAGUAUUGAGUUAAUUGACACUAUAAUUCAGGUUGUUUUUGUUUGUUUGUUUGUUUUGUAUUGAUCAGUAGAUUGAGUUGAGAAUCAUGGUAUCAAUAUGUUAUACAUGCUGGUCUGGACCCAUCCAUUUGUCACCUUUUCUUCUUGUCAUCACAUAGUAUGGGUGGGCGAGGGAAGAGAAGCCACUCCAGGUUAAAGAAUCAGUGAUUUAAAAUAUUUCACAUUGGAUGAAUUCCAGCUGAUAGUGACCUUUCUUUUUCACUUUGGCGAUAACAGCCUCAGGGUAAAAAAAAAAAUGUUUUUACAAAGAAAGUUCCAUUAAUCUUGCUGUUAUGAGCAGGAAGGUUUUUGUACUAGUGUGACUUUCAUCUCUACACUAUGGUGAUGAUGGUGAAGAAUUUGGAGCCCUUUUGCUAUGUGAGAAUACUGUUUUUACAUGUGAUGAUUAAAGCUCUCCAUCGCAGGU
Pipistrellus kuhlii (Kuhl's pipistrelle) is the source of this 2917-nucleotide messenger RNA. RefSeq names its product poly(ADP-ribose) polymerase family member 11 (gene PARP11). Lineage: Eukaryota; Metazoa; Chordata; Mammalia; Chiroptera; Vespertilionidae. Gene Ontology annotation, molecular function: NAD+ poly-ADP-ribosyltransferase activity. The coding region runs from base 189 to 1205 and encodes 338 amino acids. The record is from RefSeq and is a predicted model, not a curated record. The transcript is spliced from 8 exons.